UUUCGCAAGAUAGUCUAGCCUUUUUGCAGUCAUUCUUUAGCGCUGAAGAAUAAAAGAAUAGGUUUUCUUCGUAAAGUUGAUUGAUUUGAAAAAGAAUUUCUAAGAAAUCAAACGCUAUAUAACUGCUCAGGGAUUAGGUAUUAAAGUGAAAGAGAUUUUUCGAAAUAACAACAGCACGAGAAUGACCAAUAAUUGGCUGCCUUUUAACUUAUCUGGGGCCGAAAUACCUCAAAAUGUUGUAGUGGGCGGUUUUGAUGCGAACGGUUCCGCUAUUUAUGUGGGUCGCUGUUUCCACAAAGGUCAACAUUUGCCUGCUAAAGUUUUACUUAAUCAACGUAAGGCUUUCGUGUCCUGUGAUGGCGUUGAGUACCCUUAUGAUUAUUGCGAACUUUUGAUUGGAUCAAAUGACUAUUUCUGGCAGAACGUAGUUGAUCAUCAAUUACCUCACAAUGUUGUGAGCGCGGGUAUUUCGCAACAAACAGGUGAACCAAUAUUGAUAGGUCGGGCUCAAUAUAGUAACGCCAUGGUAGUGGGUAAGGUGUUGCCGUCGUUGCGUUGCGUGCAAAUAACUUUCAAUGGCAAAGAACGAGAUUUAGAUCAUUAUGAGAUUUUAGUCAGCAAUUCGAUAAACUCGAACGAAGUAGUUACAAAGUCCUUGUAUCCUGCGAUAAAAACAGAGGAAACUACAGGUUACAGAUGGCAACGAUUUGCACAUAAUGAAGUACGACCUCAUGACGCGGUAAUGGGUGGCAACGACUCUGACGGUUGCCCUAUCUAUGUAGGCCGGGCUAAGCAUGACGGGAAAAUGCUAGUGGCUAAUAUUGUGCCUGCGAAGCUUUCAAACUUUAUCUCCCAUCGGGGUCAAGAGAUAGUCAAAGUUGACGUAGAUAUAUUGUGCGGUCGUCAUCUGGUGUGGCUGAGCUGCCGCAAUCAUCAAAUACCGACAAACGCUGUUUUGUGCAGCGAUGCAGGUUCUAAUCAACGCUUUUACGUGGGUCGUGGAUAUUUUGAAAAUUCUUUGAUUGUCGGUAAAAUAUCAAAAAUACACCGCGCUCUGUUUAUACCCUACAAGGGUUCUGAAAGACGUUUGGAAAAUUAUGAGGUGUUAGUGGAAAAUGAAGAGAGAGAAAUUUGUCGAACUAUCGAACAUUGUAGUCUGAAAACACCACAACCUACGCCUUCGCCUUCGCCUUCGAUAAAUUUUAAUAAACCGUGCAACUACGAUUCAGCGACUGCGCCUCCUUUGCUCCCCUCGCCUGUUUAUCCACAACAAACAUAUUUAACAAAUUCAUUUAAUCGCCCUUCUUCUCCGGACAAGUGGGUCAUUUCGACUCCUUUCACUCCGUUACCGAAAAAUGCCGUAUUAAGCGGUCAUCUCUUUAUGUCACCAAUUUAUGUUUGCCGUGCUUUUCACAAUGGCAAACUAAUACCCGGCGAAUAUUCACCAACUCGUUCUGCGGCCGUUAUCACUUAUAAUGGACAAGAAAUUGUUAAACAAAAUUUCGAAAUAUUAACCGGUGAUAAUUAUCGGUGGGUGACUUCAACUAGCGGUUUGCCAGCGGGUGCCGUUCAAGUUGAUCGUCUUGGUAACAAUCAGCCCGUAUAUAUCGGACGUUCGUUUUACAGAGGCGCUGUAAUACCUGGCAAAAUUUGUCCACCUUAUCGAUGCUUGGAUAUUGCCUUCAACGGCGGAGCAAUAAGUCUUCAAUCUUAUGAAAUUUUGGUGAAGUAAACUCUAACUGACUAU
Glossina fuscipes is the source of this 1747-nucleotide messenger RNA. RefSeq lists its product as uncharacterized. The transcript is spliced from 3 exons. The record is from RefSeq and is a predicted model, not a curated record. NCBI's taxonomy places the organism in Eukaryota, Metazoa, Arthropoda, Insecta, Diptera, Glossinidae. Bases 182 to 1732 code for a protein of 516 amino acids.